This is a messenger RNA of Lottia gigantea (owl limpet), 618 nucleotides long. RefSeq lists its product as hypothetical. The record is from RefSeq and is a predicted model, not a curated record. Bases 1 to 618 code for a protein of 205 amino acids. Gene Ontology annotation, molecular function: protein dimerization activity; RNA polymerase II transcription regulatory region sequence-specific DNA binding; DNA-binding transcription factor activity, RNA polymerase II-specific. Gene Ontology annotation, biological process: developmental process; regulation of transcription by RNA polymerase II. NCBI's taxonomy places the organism in Eukaryota, Metazoa, Mollusca, Gastropoda, Lottiidae. The transcript has a single exon.
AUGUAUUCUACCGUAGCCUACCAGCAAGAAGAAAUCAACACCUCAUCAGAGUGGUCGGAUGUGUCCAGCUUUCUGACGGACCUUGAUUCCUCUGCUAUGUGUCCAGAGAUCCAGCCGAUCAACAUGUACAGCGAAUCCAGUAAUUAUGAUGGUUAUUUUCCGGAACAAGUUAUGGGAAUGGACGUGCAUUCUGUGUCACCAUCUUUCAGCGAAGUGUCCACAGACAAGUCAGAUUCCGGUUGCUAUAGCGAUGAUUCCAACUCUCUACCAGGAAAUUGGGCACCACCAGCAAAUUUUGAACAUUGUCUUCCACCGAACAACACAUUCUGUCCAAGCUUCAUCACCAACGCACAUUUACCUAUUUCACAGUUCCAACAACCAGCCCCAUCCACGUCUCAACCCACCAAGAAACGACGACGACGAAAGCAGACCCCAGUUCAAAGAGGUGCAGCUAACCUCCGAGAACGCAAAAGGAUGUUUUAUCUCAACGACGCUUUCGAUGCCUUGAAGAAAAGUCUACCCAAAAAAGACAGCAAAUCGAGAUUAUCCAGAAUAGACACUUUAAAAACCGCCAUCGAUUACAUCCAAGGAUUGUCAGAACUUCUGCAAGUUGUGUGA